Messenger RNA from Anneissia japonica, 925 nucleotides. RefSeq lists its product as uncharacterized. The coding region runs from base 349 to 699 and encodes 116 amino acids. NCBI's taxonomy places the organism in Eukaryota, Metazoa, Echinodermata, Crinoidea, Comatulida, Comatulidae. The transcript has 3 exons. The record is from RefSeq and is a predicted model, not a curated record.
AUCACCAAACGCCAAAACAGCAAACGUGAUGUUUUAUUAUCUCAGAAACAUAUUUUAGCUUGUGGUGUGCUGGAAAUAUAGUAAUUAUUGAUAUUGUAAAUUAAUUUAUUAAAAUAAACAUAACAAUAGUUGAACGGUGUUUGAUGGUUGUUCAGCGAUGCAUGUGGAAAGGACUACCGAAGAUAAUCACCUAUAAGUGUAUGCAUAAUAGGACCAAAAUCCUAACGUCUAUCGAACUAUAAUGUUCAAUACUGAAUUACUUCCGUAUCCGUUUGUUGUUGAGUUAUGAACUAAUAAUAUCUGACCGUAUCUCUGACUGCAUUAAAGGUUUCAGUGUGAUCGGUCAAAAUGCUUCUAAAAUUUACAAUGUGUUCAAUGUUUUGGAAUGCCGCACUACUGUUUUUGCUACUUGGAACUGCUGUGGGUGAAUACCAUAAGAUGAUUGUCAACGUGUCUGCAACGUCAAGUAAGUCUCAAAAAAGCUGCAUAUUAAACACCGAUACGUAUGUUAACAAUCUUAAAUAUCGUGUUAGAAAACCAAAUCCACCGACAAAUAUAACGGUUAAAAUUAUUGACGAUGGUAAAAUAGUUGGUGCAUUCUACAACGAUUCAACAGAGAUGAAAUUAGGAAUAUACUUCUUUCCUUUAAAUACCACAUUUGUCAAGAGUGGAACGAUGGUGAGAAUUCAGUUUCAAUAAUAGUAUAUAGGCCUAGGUCUAAUUCACAAAGCAGUCUGGUUUGAGAUGUAUUUCCGUAGGAUUUGCUGAAUGCCCACAUUGAGAUAGUGCUUGAUUUCCAUUUAGUAAGGUACCGGUAUGAGGUUAAGAAAAAUGUUAGGUAACAAAUUUUCACGAUACCCGUUACCAUCACGUUAACAGUCAAUAUCCAAAGUGGCCGCCUAUACACUGAAAAUAGGCAUAAAUU